AUGACGAUCUUCACUAAGACCGAAACCACCGACGCCGAGAAGAAAACUGUCGAAGGCGUCAAGGAGGACACCCCAAAGCAGGUGGUCGUCUGCGAAGCUGAUGAGGAGAAGCACAUCAGCAACUGUGGGUGGGUACCCAUGGAGGGAGGAAACUUCGACCGACCAAAGGAGAAGAGAAGCUCUUCGUUUGGACCACUCUCAAUCAUUCGUCUUUCUCCAUCACCAUUGGCCCGUACUCCAUCUCCAUCUCCACCGGAUUAUGAAAAUGCUGUGAAUGCUCGCAGAAUGCGCCGAUGCACCAAGCUCACUUUCACACUUAUCGCCAUCUUCAGUUUCGUUAUUUUGGUGUCUUUCUUCCUUUAUCAACAAGGACUCAUCAGCGUUGCCUACCAAAAAGGAGUUUACCAUGGAUGGAACGCGGCUACCUUCUCUAACCGUGGAACGACUGAGCGUUUGGUUCAAAAUGUUGAAAUCAACGCCAACGAUUCGUACGAGAAGAUUGAUGUCCCAAAGUUCGGAUCCAACAGACCAGCUAUUUUCUUGCAUGAUUUCAAGCAGAAUCUUACUGCUAUUGUUGAUACUGUUGGAAACCGUUGCUUCGUCAAGGAGUUAGACCGAACCAAAAUCAGAAACCCGAGAAUGUUGAUUGAGAUGCUCAGAAACAUUGAUAUUAUGGCUCCAGAAGUUGCUUACGCACAAACGCGCGUUGUUCGUGAAACCUACAAUGUUGGAGAUGAGCUCACCAAAGCUGACAUUAGCGUGUUCAACAGCACUAUUCUUUCUCGUCACUGUGCAUUCCGUCAGACUUACAAGCUCAAGAAACAGGAAGCACAAACCCGCUCUAGACGAUCUGCUGGUAUUGGACCCGCUUUGACGUUUGCAUCCAUGGCUGGUGAGGAAGUGCAGUUGGAGGAGAUCAGCUUCUAA
Caenorhabditis remanei is the source of this 927-nucleotide messenger RNA. RefSeq lists its product as uncharacterized. Gene Ontology annotation, biological process: negative regulation of amyloid precursor protein biosynthetic process. Lineage: Eukaryota; Metazoa; Nematoda; Chromadorea; Rhabditida; Rhabditidae. The coding region runs from base 1 to 927 and encodes 308 amino acids. Gene Ontology annotation, molecular function: amyloid-beta binding. The record is from RefSeq and is a predicted model, not a curated record. Gene Ontology annotation, cellular component: Golgi apparatus; plasma membrane; extracellular exosome. The transcript has 8 exons.